This is a messenger RNA of Aspergillus aculeatus ATCC 16872, 375 nucleotides long. RefSeq lists its product as uncharacterized. The coding region runs from base 1 to 375 and encodes 124 amino acids. NCBI's taxonomy places the organism in Eukaryota, Fungi, Ascomycota, Eurotiomycetes, Eurotiales, Aspergillaceae. The record is from RefSeq and is a predicted model, not a curated record. The transcript is spliced from 2 exons.
AUGUCGAACCGCUACGAGAGAGAAGCCGAAGACCGCUACGAGGCUGACAAUGACACUUCUCCUGUUUCUGGAACUGUCUACGACAACUCCUAUGCCCAUGAGACCCAGUCGGGACUGAGGGGACAGAUUCCCGUUCAGAAAGACGAAGAUAGCUAUGACGACCCCAUGCAGCCUCCCUAUUCCAACUCGGACCAACAGCUUGCCCAAGAUGAGAACGAGGCUAUCGAUCAGUCCAACAUCCUGCAGGGAAGCCGCCUGCGUCAUGCAAAGCCAUCGACAAGAAACGCCUACAACGAAGGUCCGGAUGAGGAUGAUUUGCCUGAAGAAGUGCUCUAUGGCAACUCCGGUGUGUCCAGCACUGGUGGCGUGGCUUGA